Molecule: messenger RNA, 1348 nt
Organism: Stegastes partitus (bicolor damselfish)
Lineage: Eukaryota; Metazoa; Chordata; Actinopteri; Pomacentridae
Gene: dpm2
Product: dolichyl-phosphate mannosyltransferase subunit 2, regulatory
Exons: 4
Coding region: 66-317 (83 amino acids)
Biological process (GO): dolichol phosphate mannose biosynthetic process; GPI anchor biosynthetic process
Cellular component (GO): dolichol-phosphate-mannose synthase complex; endoplasmic reticulum membrane
Molecular function (GO): enzyme regulator activity
Source: RefSeq, a predicted model, not a curated record
UUGUCCACACAAAGAAGAAGAGCAGGAAACGUCAGCAAAUAACAUUACCUGACUGCUGGUUAGAAAUGGCGACAGGAGUGGAUCAAGCAGUUGGUAUGAGUCUUGUUGUCUUUAGUCUCCUGCUGUUUACAUACUACUCUGUGUGGGUCAUCAUUCUGCCUUUUGUGGAAAGCAAUCACGUGCUGCACAAGUAUUUCCUGCCACGAGAGUACUCGGUCAUUCUUCCAGGCAUUGCAGCAGUAAUACUGCUCCUCUGUAUAGGGGCCUUCACUGCAGUUAUCAUGUGGAAGAAUCGUAAACCAAAGAAAGUGGACUAAUCACAGGAUGUGAAAGGGACUACUGUGGAUUUACCACCAAAAACCAUAAGUCUAUUUUCUAACAAAUAGUCCUGAUGAUCGCUUAUAAACAGAUAGAUACAGAAGUCCAAUUGAAAACUAUCCACUUUGGCACUCAUGACUGGCAGCAUUGAAAAAGACACAAAGAAUAAAUGCACUGGAAGCAGCACACAGUCUGAAUUGGUUUCCAUCUGGAAACUUAGACCUGUGCCAUGAGAACAGGCUCACACAAAAAAAAUUGCAGGUUUGAAUGUUUUUUGGCAUUGUGUCAGUUUCACCUGCUCAGGUACCUUCCUGGAUCAAAUUUAAGAUGAUUAUGAGACAAGAUAGACUUUAUACUGUCCUGUUGAAAACGUGAACUAUUUCCCUUGAAAAUGUAGGCCCAUGUAUUUGUGGGUCUAAGUGGAGCUGACUCAGUCUGUUUAUCAGGUACUUUCUCACUCUCAGCCUCUCCAGUCUUAAGGUUAUCUCUGACUCUUACAUUACUCAGUGUUCCCCUCCUUAUCAUGGCGUUCUGGAUCAAAAGCUUCUAUUGAAUGAUUCAGUCCAUGAUCUGUUCUUACCAUGAAGACGGCAGAAAAAUAUUUUCCCCUAUAUUUGAUUAAUUUGAUAUUAUUCCCACUGAGGCAGAAAAGAAAUAUUGCACAAGCCUGAAAAGGGACCUGCAGGUCAGAAGAAACUAACAGAACUCUGACUCAUUGUCUAUACUACCUUAAAAACUACAAACAGCACAUAGUGAAUCAAUAUUUAUGAAAGUAACCACAGAACUCUCUCCUCUCGGAAAAGAUAUCUGCGCCUGUUGCAGAGUGGAAGGAAUGUGUGUCAUGGUAUGAAAAGAUAGUCAAGAGGCUGUGAGAAUACUGUGAUUUACUGUAUAGAAAUGACUUUUAAUAGUGUGUCAAAGUGUGAAUGAGGUAAAUUGUUGUCAUGCAAAGCAGCAUUUUAUCAGCAGUGAGUGUGGAAAUGGGCCAGUGGUCCUUUCUGUUGAAUAAAAUGUUACAAGCUGGGGGAAA